Chionomys nivalis (European snow vole) is the source of this 1674-nucleotide messenger RNA. RefSeq names its product ciliogenesis associated TTC17 interacting protein (gene Catip). The transcript is spliced from 10 exons. Lineage: Eukaryota; Metazoa; Chordata; Mammalia; Rodentia; Cricetidae. The record is from RefSeq and is a predicted model, not a curated record. Bases 3 to 1454 code for a protein of 483 amino acids. Gene Ontology annotation, biological process: cilium organization; actin filament polymerization.
GCAUGUCUUCCAAAGUUUUCCCCACAGGCUCCCGAGCCAAGGACAACCAACGUGCAAGUCAGCCGCUGCUGCUGCAGCAGCAACAGCAUCAAGAGCAACAGCCAUUCCCAGAGGCCAACGCUGAAGCCAUCAACUUCCUCGAGUCCUUCCGGCUGGAUAAACUGCUACUCUUCUUCCCCGAGACUCUGGCCAUCGUCUCAGACACAGGCGAGCCUCAGGGAGAGCUGACCAUCGAGGUGCAGAAAGGGAAGUACAGGGACGAACAGGGCAUCCUGACGCACUGUCUCCUGGUUCACGCCUGUAGCCGAGGCUUCAUCGAUAAAUCGCCGUGUGGAAGCUCCCUCCUAGGCUACCUAACCAAUAAGCUGGAGCUGAUGGAGCAACACAGUCAAGAGUUCAUUAAGUUUCCCGUCCUCCCCAUGGAGCGGAAGAUGAGUAUCCUGAAGCAGGAUGACCAGAUGGUUGUGACCAGAAGUGUCAAGGAGGGUGAGGAAACCAAAACUGGAGUCUCCGUCUUCCCCUGUCAAUCACUUAAGGGCUUUGUCUCCAGCGUGGCCAAUCUGGUGCUUCUGAGAGUGAUGGCCUGGCAGCGGUCAGUGCCCAGUGGUGCUCGCUUCCUGGCCUUGGACACGGAGGGCAAACUAUGCUAUUGCACCUACCAAUCUCUGGGCUUCCAGACAAUCCAGCUGGGCCACCAGCAGGCUGAGAUGUUCAUCGUGGAACAAACCAUCCACUCUGAAGAGGACAUCCCCUUCUCCUGUCAAUUCUACUUGCUUUCUGAUGGGCACCUGGCUAAGAGAGUCCAGGUGGGCUCCCCAGGGUGUUGUAUCGUCACUAAGAUGCCCCUCUUGAGGGAAGAGGAUGUGAUUGAGCCUCCGCCCCAGUUUGAUAAGAAGCCCCUGGUGUGGGAGGAAGACCUGGAGUUAUACUCGAAAUUCCUGAACCGGAAGGAGCAGCUGCGCCUCAGCCACACCAGCUAUCUGCGGCAGCACCCCGAGGCCCAAGCGCUGAUCUCCGACUUCUUGCUUUUCCUGCUGCUCCGCCGGCCGGAGGACGUGGUCACCUUUGCCGCCGAGCACUUCGGGUCCUUCGAGGUGCUGCGCCCGCCGAUCCCUGCCCUGCGUUCCUCACACCGGCCCAGCCCUUUCCGCCCACUGGAGUCCGAGGAGGAGGAGGAGGAAGAGGAGCAGGAGGAGGAAGAGGAAGAAGAAGAGGAGGAAGAGGAGGAAUACGAGGAGGAAUACGAGGAUGGAUACGAGGAUGGAUACGAGGAUGGAUACGAGGAGGAAUACGAGGAUGGCGACUACUUUUACGCCGACGAUGAUGACUAUGACGAUGAAGACAACGACGUAGAAAGCGACAAGGAUGAUGACAACGACGAAGUCGACGAGAAUGAUGACGAAAGCCAGGAUUUGGAUCUGGACAACCAGAGUUUGGAUCUGGAAAAUGACUAGGUAGACGGCUGGGGGCGAGCCCCUGGGACUGGCAGGAUCCUGGCUGCGGUUUCAGUGGGAGAUAGCAGAGUCCUCCCCCUCCUGCUCUGCCAGCAGGGACUGUCUCUGGCCAGCCCCUCUUGUUAAAAAAUGUGAAGCUUUAACUUUGUUUGCCCAGUGAGGUUCAUCUUUUCUUCCUAGAUGCUAUUUUCACGGUUGUGACCGUUUCAGAGGAACGAAA